This is a messenger RNA of Mya arenaria, 516 nucleotides long. RefSeq names its product ATP-dependent RNA helicase glh-2-like. Lineage: Eukaryota; Metazoa; Mollusca; Bivalvia; Myida; Myidae. The record is from RefSeq and is a predicted model, not a curated record. The transcript has 2 exons. The coding region runs from base 1 to 516 and encodes 171 amino acids.
AUGGGGAAAGGGAGAGGGAUGGGCAAUAGGGGAGGGUUGGGGAAAGAGGAGAAAUGGGGAAAGGGAGAGGGAUUGGGAACGGGGAGGAUAGGGAAAAGGGAGAGGGAUGAGGGAAGGGAGGGGAUGGUGAUAGGGAUAGGAAUGGACAAAGGUAGAUGGAUUGGGAAAGGGAGAAGGACGGGGAAAGGGGGAGGGCUGGGGAAAGGGAGAAUGAUGGGGAAUCGGAGAGGGAUAAGGACAAGAGGGGAUUGGGAAAGGGAGAUGAAUGGGCUAAGGCAGAGGGAUGGUGGAGAGAGAGGGAAGGGAAAAGGGAGAGGGAUGGGAAAAGGCAGAGGGAUGGGAAAAGUUAGAGGGAUGGGGAAAGGGAGAGGGAUGGGGAAAGAUACAGGGAUGGAGAAAGGGAGACGGGUGGGCAAAGUGAGAGGGAUGGGAAAGAGGGAGGGUUGGGGAAAGGAGAGGGAUGGGGAAAGGGAGAGGGAUGGGGAAGGGGAGGAUGGGGAAAAGGGAGAGGGAUGA